Molecule: messenger RNA, 1161 nt
Organism: Brassica oleracea var. oleracea
Lineage: Eukaryota; Viridiplantae; Streptophyta; Magnoliopsida; Brassicales; Brassicaceae
Product: 14-3-3-like protein GF14 phi
Exons: 4
Coding region: 83-880 (265 amino acids)
Biological process (GO): signal transduction
Cellular component (GO): cytoplasm
Source: RefSeq, a predicted model, not a curated record
ACUCCGUCCCUCUCAGAUCUGAAACAAGACUCCUUCCCCUUGAAGCUUUUCGUCUCCAAUCUAAGAAGAAAGAAGAGAGAAAAUGGCGGCAGCAUCAUCCUCGGCGAGGGAAGAGUUUGUAUACCUAGCGAAGCUCGCGGAGCAAGCGGAGCGAUAUGAAGAGAUGGUUGAAUUCAUGGAAAAAGUCGUCGAAGGCGUGGACAAAGACGAACUCACCGUCGAGGAACGAAACCUCCUCUCCGUGGCUUACAAAAACGUAAUCGGCGCUCGUCGAGCCUCGUGGCGCAUCACCUCCUCCAUCGAACAGAAGGAAGAGAGCCGGGGGAACGAUGACCACGUCACCACGAUCCGUGACUACAGAAGCAAGAUCGAGUCUGAGCUCUCCAAAAUCUGUGACGGCAUCCUUAAGCUGCUCGAUACAAGACUCAUUCCGGCUUCUGCAAACGGAGAUUCCAAGGUUUUCUACCUUAAGAUGAAGGGAGAUUACCAUAGGUACUUGGCUGAGUUUAAGACCGCUCAGGAGAGGAAAGACGCCGCCGAGCAUACCCUCACCGCUUACAAAGCCGCUAAGGACUUUGCUAACUCUGAAUUGCCUCCAACACACCCCAUCCGUCUGGGUCUGGCUUUGAACUUCUCUGUCUUUUACUACGAGAUUCUCAACUCUCCAGACCGUGCUUGCAGUCUCGCUAAGCAGGCAUUUGAUGAAGCAAUCGCUGAGUUGGAUACUCUAGGCGAGGAGUCAUACAAGGACAGUACUUUGAUCAUGCAGCUUCUCCGUGACAACCUUACUCUAUGGACUUCUGACAUGCAGGACGAAGGUACAGAGGAGAUCAAAGAAGCGGCAGCAACAAAGCCUGCUGAAGAAGAGAAGGAGACUUGAGCCUGUUAUUCAGUAUUCCAAACUCAUCCAACUAUUAUUAUGUUUUUUCGCUUGUGUGUGUUUUUCUAAUCUCUUCCCUUUGCCAUCCCCGAAGCUUCUAAGGCCGUCUAUUCUUGUCCUUUGUUUGCUCUCUUCCUAAUCGUGGAUGCUGCUGGGUUUAUGAUCUUGUUUCUUUUUCUUCUUGUUGAUUGAAUGUUGUCGGGCUUUGUGCCUUGUACUGCUACUGAACUCAGAUUGCAUUCUUAUUAAUGCCAUAUAUCAGGUGAUGUGUUUUUCGUACA